UACAUGUCUGCAAGGCCACACGCCUUUAGGGAACAUUUGGAUGAUCCCGUCUUUCUAAUGAUAGCUCGGUCAUGUCUGCACCUGCCAUGGGGACCAGCAAAACAACGCACGGUGAUUCGAGUAUCAAGAAGAAAAGGGGACCCGGAACUCUGGCCACCGCAUAUCUGGUCAUCUACAACGUGGUUAUGACAGCAGGAUGGCUGGUCAUUGCUGUUGGUCUCGUUCGAGCAUACCUUGCCAGAGGUAGUUACCAUGGUCUUUAUUACUCGAUAGAGAAGCCCCUAAAAUUCUUUCAGACUUGUGCACUUCUGGAGAUAUUGCAUUGUGCUGUGGGAAUUGUUCCCUCCUCUGUGGUCCUAACUGGGUUCCAAGUGAUGUCACGGGUGUUCCUUACCUGGGCAGUCACGCACAGCGUUAGAGAAGUCCAAAGUGAAGACAGUGUCCUGCUCUUUGUGGUAGCCUGGACCGUCACAGAGAUCAUCCGUUACUCUUUUUACACAUUUAGCCUGCUCAACCAUCUGCCUUACCUCAUCAAAUGGGCAAGGUACACAUUUUUUAUUGUGCUGUACCCCAUGGGUGUGGCUGGAGAACUUCUGACGAUCUACGCUGCACUGCCAUACGUGCAGAAAACCGGGCUCUACUCGAUCACCUUGCCUAACAAGUACAACUUCUCCUUCGACUACUACACCUUCCUCAUCCUCAUCAUGAUCUCCUACAUCCCCUUAUUCCCUCAGCUUUACUUCCACAUGAUGCGCCAGAGGAAGAAAGUUCUGGGACACGUGGAUGAGUACAGCAAAGUGGAAUAACUCCACACACAGCAGGCUGAUUGCACAGAGAAGGGAAAAACGAGGAUAACCUUUAAAAGCCACACUUCACAGAUUUUAAAAACCAGAAGAAAAAGCUUUCUGAAGAUGAUUGCUAACGAUACUGCUUUGGUUAAGAACUGCUUCAGUUGGUGAUCCUGUAUCCAAACCAGUGGCUUUUCCUCAGUUUAGAGGGGAAUGUUGUUACCAUACUAAUAUUGUACAUCAGCUAUUGAGUUGAGAUUUUCUUCUCUUUUUUUUAUUCUAAUAGAGAAAUACUGACCAAAUAUUGUAGCAGAUACCAUUGACAAAGACAUCCAGAGAAUAUCACAAAAAAUAUCACAUAACUACUACUGGUGUCUUCAGCCAGAAGGGAAAUAUCUCAUACUCUUUCUGUGUACUGUGCUCUGUACACUAUAUUCCAUUUUAAUCUACUGACUUGAAUAUAUCUAUGUUUCAGACAGUUCAUUCCUUUCCUUUAUAUUUCAGUAUGUGGAUUUUGUUUAACAUAGAACACUUUGGGUGAUUCAUAAAUCAAACUAUAUGGCAUUUUCCCCACCUUUUGAUUUCCACAUCUAAUGAUCAUGAUUACUGUUUGUGUUUUCUUUCUUUGUUUUGUGCUGUGUUUCUUAAAUGGUCGAUAAAGAUCAUUGUUAAUUCUUUGAACCAUUGUUUGUUGGUGGUGUUGUUCAGUAUUGGGUAUAUAUUGCUGGUUUGUGGCUGUUUGUUCAGAAAAGAGGUGUAUUACCCAAAGCGAUUGGCUGAGUUGAUGGGUCGGACCCAACAGUUAGUGCUACUAAUGUACUGGAUGUGCAUUUGUCAUAGGAGAUUACAGCUGACACAAUUGGAGCUUUACUGCUGUUAAUGUGGAAGUGUUUGACUGGAAAAGGGCUACAGGAGCACAUGCCAAGUGGAAGCGAACACAGGCCUCGACUCCAGGGCCAAUUGGAUUUGAGUGCCUCCAGUCAUGCUUUUUCAAUAAGUCAAAUCUAAUAAUGUGCAGAGAAGUCUCGGAAUAAAGACUAACUUAACACUUCAUUGCCCGUCUGCCUAAUUGCCAACAGCAUCAGAAUAAGCCAACUCCAUCCUCCCAUUGAAACACAUGCAAAUGAUUUCUCUUCUGUUUAAGUGCGAGCCACAUUAUUGCAAAAAUUGCCUCAUCGGGCCGAUUUAUGACAAGAUUAGCAUGGGAUUCUUGUGAAAGGCUGAAGUACAACUAUAAAUGCAUGUAGAAGUGGUGGGGCAAUACAUUGGAUAUUAGUAGCAUGAGCCAUAAAAUGCCAUAAAAAAUGUUGAGCUUUUGAUACAUUUCAAUUUUGCAUGGGACCAGCAAACUUUGUUUGAAUAGUAAUACAAUGAGAUAUA
Molecule: messenger RNA, 2168 nt
Organism: Xyrauchen texanus (razorback sucker)
Lineage: Eukaryota; Metazoa; Chordata; Actinopteri; Cypriniformes; Catostomidae
Product: very-long-chain (3R)-3-hydroxyacyl-CoA dehydratase 2-like
Exons: 7
Coding region: 72-806 (244 amino acids)
Biological process (GO): very long-chain fatty acid biosynthetic process; fatty acid elongation; sphingolipid biosynthetic process
Cellular component (GO): endoplasmic reticulum membrane
Molecular function (GO): 3-hydroxyacyl-CoA dehydratase activity
Source: RefSeq, a predicted model, not a curated record